AUGUGGCGACCAGGUGUGAGACUGUUGUCCAGCAUUACCAAAUUCGACACCAAGAAGUUUGUAGUAUCACUCAAGAACGGCGGAUUUACACCUGAACAAGCUGAAACAGCUGUAAAUAUCGUUAAUCGUGCCGUCAAUGACGGCAUAUAUGCCAUCACAAAGAACCUUGUGAACAAGGAAACGUUAUCGUCGACGGCGUACCAGCAAAAAGUCGACUUUGCCAAGCUCAAGGGAGAAUUACAGACCAUGGACAAAUCAGAAUUUAACAAUUUGAAGAAAGAACAAGAGAAUCUACGAACCGAUUUGACCAAUUUAAAGAACAGAUUAAAGGAAGAAAUCACCCGAAGUCAAGCGGGUGUUCGUCUCGACUUGAAUUUGGAAAAGGGGAGAAUAAGAGAAGAGAGUUCGAUUCAUGAACUGAAAAUCGAAGAUACAUAUACCAGAAUUGACGAGGAGAUUGCCAACAUGCAAAUGCAAAUCAAGUCUGUGAAAACCCAGGUGAUGCAAUGGCUUAUCGGAGUGUCAUCGGGUACGUUUGCAUUAUUAUUGGCGUUUGUUCGGUUUUUUGGAUGA
Meyerozyma guilliermondii ATCC 6260 is the source of this 573-nucleotide messenger RNA. RefSeq lists its product as uncharacterized. NCBI's taxonomy places the organism in Eukaryota, Fungi, Ascomycota, Pichiomycetes, Serinales, Debaryomycetaceae. The transcript has a single exon. The record is from RefSeq and is a predicted model, not a curated record. Bases 1 to 573 code for a protein of 190 amino acids. Gene Ontology annotation, cellular component: mitochondrion.